CACAUUGCCUCAGUCGUUUAGUAACUGUUGCAUCCAUCGUACGUUGUCAUAUUCUUCCAGAUUGCCGUGUUCGUGUUCAUUCCAUACACUUACUCACUCACUCACCCAUUCAUUUAUCCAAAGCUUUGGCUUUAGUGUUCACCGUUGAAAGCAAACUGAACACCAUCCAAACGAAUCAAAAUAUUAUCGUGCGUUAACGGUUAAUAAAUUGUGUACAAACAACGAUUUGCUUGAGUAAAAAAAAGAUAAGAUAGCAAAAAAGUAAUUAAGAAAAUCGAUAUUGCCAAAGUCGUUCGAUUCUUAAAAUAGCCGGAAAAGAAAAAAAAACAACGAUUGCUUGCCGGUUCGCGCCAAAAUCGAAAGUGUAUUUUUUUGGGAAGCUUGCAAGGAAAAAGCUAAGAAACCAAGGCAACAAAUGAUAAAUGAUAAACAAAAGUGGCCGUUUGAGAGAAAAGAAAAAUAAAGUGAGAAUUAAGUGUUGAAGAUUCAAAAGCAAAAUAAGCAUCUCCAAAAAGAGUAUCCAAUUGGAAAUGAUAAAAAAAUCAAGAAAUCAAUAAAAAUUUUGAAAAUAAGAAAAAAGUUUUUUAAGAAUUAAAAAAAAAAUAUAUUUUAAAAAUUAAUAAAAUCAUUAAACAAAAAGUGUUCAAAAAUCAAAAAUCUUCUUAAUACUUAAAAAAGAAACUCAAGUUUAACUGCAUCUAAUAGAUCAUCGUACUCUUGGACCAACAAAACUAUAGAAAUCAUCAUCAUCAUCAUGUCUCGUAUUUGCCUGGAUCAUCAACACAUGGGUGUACGCCACCAUCUCACGAAGCAGUUCUAUGUGGUUUUAUCUGUCUUCUUCAUAUUAACAGAUGCCAUGGCACGUGCCCAGGUGAAUGUUGAGCCCAACACAGCCGUACUGAAUGAGGGAGAUCCCACCGAAUUGUUGUGCCGCUAUGCCCACCAUUCAAUCACUUAUUGUCGAAUUGAAAUCCCCGGAGAGCCAAAGGUGUUCAAUUUAUCGCCCGAUUGGAAUAAAACGCCAGGUUUUACCUACUUUGGCAAAGGUCUGCAAAAUGGCGAGUGCGGUGUCAACAUACAACGUGUCAAAGCCAUUAAUAAUGGCCAAGUGAAGUGUAAUUUGGGUGUAGAGGGUGAGGAACUAUCGGGAACCAUUGAUUUGGUAGUGGCAUUGCGUCCCAAACAGCCCGCAGUGGAAUUAAUGACCAAGGCAGAUAGUGAAGGCUAUUUCAGCGAAGGCGUAACAUUCCAGGCCCGUUGCAUUGUACCCGAUGGCCGCCCAGCCGGAAAUAUCACCUGGUUCUUGGACAACGAACCUGCUAACAAACCACUUGGACAGAUGGAAUUUGUGGCCUCGCAUCCCGCCAACACUGGUCUAGAAUUGGCCACCACCAUUCAAAGCAUCAAAUGGAAUUUGGGACCCGAAGACAAUGGCCGCAAAUUAAUUUGCCGUUCUCACCAUCAGACCGAUCGUGAAAGUUUGCCACCUCAAGAGGGCUCUUAUACGAUUUUAGUGCGUUAUGCCCCCAUACACAAAGAGGAUACCACCGUCUAUGGUUUGUAUUUGGAACAAACGGUCAAAGUUAACAUGACUAUUCGUGCCAAUCCUGCACCAGUUAUCGAAUGGACGAUUGAUGGUGAGGUGGUGCGUCAGGGCGAACAAAAAGGUCGUUUCUCAGUAUUCGAACCCGAAUAUUUGGGUCAAGAUAUGUAUAAUGUGACCAUGAUCAUUGCCGGUCUAACUCUUGAGGAUACAACAAAAACCUACAUUCUAAGAGCAUCGAAUGCUUUGGGCACUACCGACUACAAUGUACAUCUCAGUUCAUCGGCUACACCACCAUCGAGUGGUUUGGAAAUCGGAGCUAUUGUGGGCAUUGUUGUAGCUGUGGCAGUGCUUAUUUUGAUUGUUUUAUUGGUUUUGUUUGCCCGCGCAACUGGCAGAUGGUGUUUUGGAGGAAAAUCCGUAAAGAUGACCACUAAUGAAACCGGCAAUAAAGCCCAGCAACACGGCCAAAGUGUGGCCCUUUUGGAAACUCCAAAUGGGGUUACCAUUAUUCCAAAUAAUGGUGCCACAACAUCUAAUGGCCAAAAGAUGGAUCAUGACACCUCCGAUGUUCAAAGACGUCGCCUAAGCACCGAUGACUCCUUCGAAUAUGCCACAGAUCGUGAGAGCAGUGUCUACAACCCAACAACAAUACCUUUGCGUUCGGUUAUGGCUUCUGCUGGUGGCCGCAAUACCCGCAAGUCGGUGGAUAGCGACAACCCAACGGAACAAGCGGAUCUACUAACCAAGGGAAAUGAGUUGGGAAUUCCAGAAUCGAGAUUCUCGCGUUGGAUACCCAAGGACCAAAGGGAAAUUCUUGAGAAACAAGCUCGUCUAUUGGCAAAUCGUGCCCAAGCUACAAAAACGCCCGAACCUCGACCACGAACACCAACACCAUCAACAAAGGGUCCGGCACCAGCCGUGCCAACAACGGCGAAGCUUACAACGAGGUCAAAUAUAAAUGUGCCUACGGAAACUGAAAUCUAAUGCGAUACGAUACGAAAUUGAAAGAAGACAUUGCAAAAUUAAAGAACUACAAAGUAUUGAAUUUAUUAUAAUUUUUAAUUCUGUGGAGAGGUUACCAGUGAUGAGAGUGUUAAAACUCAAUCUGAUAUAAAUGCAAGGUUUUAAGAUGAACAAAAUAUAUAUAUGGUUUUAAAUUGAUAGAAUCCUUGCGUUCGUCGGUACAAAUUAAAUUAAAUUCAGCCAGGCGGAAAAAAAAUCACUUGAGUGUGAGCCCAAAGAAAUUUUCCAAAAUCAGAUAAAACAUUCAAUCUGAAUUUUUGUAAAAUUUAAUUACAAUCUAGCCAUAUACGUUCGUAAUGUAUGACCCAGCAAAAACUAGGUAAGCUCAUGUCAUUACACACUGGCAUACCAGUAAACUGAUUCUUGUUACUCGUAGGAAUACCCAGUAAUGGGUUACCUAUAAUGAGUUAAAUUAUUACUUAUUGCUAGUAAGAAGUUUAAGAAUACCCAAAAAUUAAGCAAUAAUCCAAAAGCAAAUUUGAAAAUGAAAAGAAUUCUGUUAAAUCUUAAAGUAAUUAAAAAAUUUUCAAGAAAUCAAUAAUUUUUACACCCACCAUCGAAGGGUGGGGGAAUAUUCAUGUAGUCAUUCCGUUUAUAACACUUUGAAAUAUCAAUUUCCGACCCUACAAAGUAUACAUAUUUCGGAUCGUUGUAAAAUUCUAAGACGAUUUAACGAUGACCGUGUGCUUGUCCGUCCGUCUGUCCUUCCGUCUGUUGUAAUCACUCUACAGCCUUCAAAAAUUGAGAUAUUGAGCUGAAAUUCGGCACAGAUACGACAUUUUGAUGCACGCUGGUUAAGUUCUUGAACGGGCCAAAUCGGACCAUAUAUGGAUAUAGCUGCUAUAUAGACCGAUCUGCCGCUAAAUGGUCUAAUGCCCAUAAAUGCUUUAUUUUUUAGCCGAUUUCGCUGAAAUUUGAAACAGUGAGUAGUUUAGUUCCCGACAUCUGACCCAAAUAUGGAUUAGAUAGGACCAUAAAUAGAUAUAGCUGCCCUAUAGACCGAUCUCAAGAUUAAGGGCCUAAAGCCCAUAAAAGCUUUAUUUAUUAUACGAUUUCGCUGAAAUUGGAAACAUUGGGCUAUUUUAAGCCUCUCGACAUCUGAUAUUAAUUAGUUCACAUCGGACUAUAUUUUUAUAUAUAGCUGCCCUAUAGACCGAUCUCCCGAUUAAGGGUCUUAAAGCUUUAUUUGUUAACCGAUUUCGCUGAAUUUUCAAGGUUUUACACCUCCCAACAUCUGACAAAAAUAUGGAUUAGAUCGGACUAUAUUUGGAUAUAGCUGCCCUACACACCGAUCUGGCGAUAAAGGGUCUAAUGCCCAUAAAAGCUUUAUUUAUUACCCGAUUUGGCUGAAAUAUGAAAUAGUGAGUUAUCUUAAGCCACCUGACACCUGACCUUAAUAUAGUUUAAAUCGGACUAUAUUUAGAUAUAGCUCCCAUUUAGACCAAUCUCCCGAUAAAGAGUCUGAAGCCCAUAAAAGCUUUAUUUUUUAAAUGAUUUCGCUGAAAUUUGAUACAGUGAGUAGUUUUAAGCCUCCCAACAUAGGAUCCAACAUCCGACCCAAAUAUGGGUCAGAUCAGACAAUAUAGAUAUAGCUGUCAUUUACAAAUUGUCUGAAAAUGUUACUUGUAUAUGAGUUCUCGGGACCUGAAUAAAAUAUGAUCGAGACCAGCCCCUUUUAAGAUAUAGCUACGUAUAUAGUAGUGGAGUUAUAAUAAAAUAGAAUGAUGACUAAAUCCUUGUUUAAUUUGGUCCACAUCGGCCCAGAUUUGGUUAUAGGUGCCAUAGAGAACGAUCGCUCGAUUUAAAAUCUUGGCCCUAUAAAAAGCGCAUUUAUUAUCCGAUUUCGUUGAAAUUUGACGCAGUGACUUAUGUUGAGCUUUUCGACAUCCGUGACCUAUGUUGUUCAGAUCGGUUUAUAUUUGAAUAUAGCUGCCAAAGAGACCAAUAUUUAUAUAUUAGACCACUCAAUGUCCGUGCCAAAUUUGGGGGCAUAAGUUAUCCAAUAUUCACCGGAUUUUGACGAAAGGUGGUUAACAUAUAUACCAGAGGUGGUGGAUAUCCAUCGGCCCGGCCCAACUUAACGCCUUUUUACAUGUUUUCAUACUUUUUAUGAUUUUGACAUUUUUUAUUUAACAUUAUCGAUGUAUCGAGGUAAACUGUCUAUAUCAUCUGCACUUUUUAGAGUAUUGACAUUAAUUUUCCGUACUAUUCUAUCAAACUCAUAGAGAAAGUGGCUCAGAGGUCUCUUAACAUGCCAUUUCCAAAAAAAAUUAGGUUUUUUGGUACCACAGUAACUUGCCUGUUCUAGAAGCCUCUUUAAUGACUUUGAGCCAAUAUGGAACAAAUAUAGAUUGAAGGUGUUGAAAAUUCUCAAGACCCUGUUGGACCCUUCCCGGGCUUGCUUUCUGGGCAGAUUUUCCCGUAUUUUUGUGAUCUAAUUUGAAAUUCUUUUCAUUUAAGUACCAUAUCGCCUACAUUGUCAUGGAGUAAAAAAUGAGUACCAAAUAUUGGAAGCCCUUGAUAGCUGUAUUGGAAAAGUAAAACACAUUCUCUUUCAUGCGUGACACCUACAAGAUAUGCAAAGAUCAGCUAUCGAAAACGGUUAAAAGGCAUGCCUUAAAUAGUUGCGAGUAUGCCACUAUUUUAAAGCAAUAAGUAUAAUUAAAUCGAAGCUUUUAUUUUUCAUACUUCGGUAUGUUUAGAGGUAUGCCAGUAUUUGUAUUUGUACGAAUAAUUCAUUAUUCGUCAUCUGGUGGUGUGUUUUCUUGAAGCACUUUCCUUGAAGGUCAUGCCCAUAUUGAAAUAUCAAUGCAGAUAUAUCUACUAGUAAGUGGUUACAGAAUCUUGUUUCGGGUUACCCAAUUACGUACCCGGUAAUAUGACUUUUGCUGGGUAUGAAUUCGAAUAAUAAGUACAGAUCAUUGUUUUGUUCAAUGAAUGCAUGAAGUUGAGACAUAACACACAUAUUUCUGCCAUCAUUAAGACCGUUCUCCAAGUUGAACAUAUAACUUCAUAUUUAAUUUGAAUUCGCAAUUUUUGAGUGAGAAGUUAUAUUAAAUACCAUAUAUGUUGGAGGAGAGCGUCUUAUAGGAACAUUCCUCCCGCCAAUCCCGAAGAGUUCUUUAUUAAAAAAUAAGAAAAAGAUUACAAGUAACUUAAAUAAUGGACAAGUAAAAAUCAUGUAUUUAGUUAUGUCUCAAACUAUGGUUUAGAUACAUUUUCAACACCAUCAUCUUUUCUUUUAAAUAUUGUAUAUAAAAGUCAAGCUACUGUGCAGACGUGUUUUUUGAAAUCUAUUUGUUCCACUACGAAAGUUAUAGCCAUACUGUUGGCAAAUUGUUUCAGCAUUGUCUGGCUGUGUUUUGUUGCAUCGUUCAUUCUUUGAGCUGUUUUCAGCAAAUCAAUAUUUCUAAAUUUGUGUCAACAGAAAUAUUUGUUGUUGUUUCUUUGUGCUGGUUUUCAACAGAGAGUUCAAAUCGCCCAAUUUUCUUUUGCUUUUGUGCUCCCCUUCACUCUCUCUGACGACAAACAACUUUUCGUGAUUGCAUCAUUUCUGUUUUGUGAGAAUCAACUUGUCAUCAUUGUUACUGCCUUCAUUGAUUUUCUAUCACCUGUUCUUACGAUCCUGUUUUUCACCAUACUAGUGGUUGUUGAACACACUAAGGAUUUUCUUUAUUCACCACUUAUGUCUUUCUUCUUUACCUUAUUACUAAAAUCCCACUGAAGAUUGUAAUUAAGCUUCAAUGAGCCCUUUAAACCCAAACUGCAAAAUGAAUAAGGAAAAAAAAUGAGACCAUGGUGUCAUGCUGGCUCUGCCUUUCAUUACUUCAAUCAAAAUGCGUUUGACUUGCUGCUCGCACUGAAAGAUAUUGCUGAAAGAUAAAGGCCUUCGUUGGUGUUGUUCUAAAUGUAAAACCUAUGAUGCCGAAUUCUUCACAUUUUUCACAAAUACGAAAAUGGAGGUUGGUCUUAUAAGCACCGCAUUACAGGCCCUUGUAAAUAAUUUUGGAAAGUAUAAAGAAAUCUUUAAUAGCGCUUCUUGCUUGGUACAAUUUCUUCAUUCGACCAACGAUUCCACAAGCAAAAGAAAGAAACCUACUUCGAAAUCAGAUAGCAAUCAAAAUAUUACUAAUGAUAAUACACGUGUCAACUAUUAUUGUUAAUGAACUAAAUGAAUAACCAGUCCAAGCUUCCUGUAUCCAUUUUCAAUAUCCAUCUGCAAAUACUCCCAUGAAUGUACCCCCGCUGGCCCAAAUUCUUAUUUCAUCCCAUCUAACACUCCUCAGGUUACAAAUGAACUACGACAACUAAAAGACAUUGUUGCUAAAAGAAAAACUAUUUUUGCCUUACGUUUUUCGGAUGAUACUUUGCCUGAGGAUAUAUCAUUUUACAUUAAGGAAAAACAAGUUCAAAUUCUCUGUGAUAUAGAGCUUAUUCUCCGUGACAGAGCAGCUUCUUUAAAAAUUAUUAUCACAGAAGAUGAUUUCGAUGCCUUUUGGCCUCCUAAAGCUGUUAUCCAUAAGUUCGUCUACGGAGAAGUUUUUCUGUUCCCGUAUACGCUCAAAAACAGCUUAACCGAUUUUUAUUCAUUUUUCAGUGUUUGCGGAGUUUGGCCUCCGGCAAAAUUAGGAUACCUAAUUUUUCGAUAUCCAAUGGCAGUGCAGACCCUCCUCCUAGCCUUUUUUUUUUAAACGACAGUUCUGGGUUAUACGUUCACUAGCUUAAGCGAAAUUUGUAUUCGCUCUUAUGGUAGCCAAAAAACAUAAAAGGGGAACUGGAAUCUGCGGAUAUGCCUCUAUCGACAUGUGAGACAAGUUUUCAGAACCAGGUCCGAUGAGCAACGAAAGGGGGAAUGUGAACACUCCAUAAUUAUAUGGCCUAAUCUCAGUCAUUGUGUCCGCCUUGACAGGUCAAUGUCUGAUCGGAAAAUAUGUUGACAGACUGAAGAUUGCAAAUAACGACUUUUGCAAAAGCUGUGAGAACGUCGAGGAAGAAAAGACGAUAGGACAUCUACUGUGUGAGUGUUUCGCACUAGCAGUCAGAAGGAAUUCUACUAGCGGUUCUCAUUUCUUAGAGAAUUUUUCUGAUGCAGCGAUUGUGAAAAUUUGCAAUAUAUUGGGCUUCUGGAUGUUUCAAAAGUAGGAAUUAGAAGGCAUUUCCUUCUCCUGCUCCUGUGGUAUCACAAUGGACGAAUUCGUGUUUGGAAUUUUGGUGUCGGGUUUUUGGUAUAUGUAUACUAUACCCUAAUCGAAAUGUUCACCGAUAAGGACAAUAUCGAAUGAAAUGUAUUUUAGAGUAGUAUACGAAACUGAAAUACAAAUUGGGACGUGUUUAUCGAUAGGGGCAAUAUCGGUAUCAAAUGAAAGGUAUUGGCAAGUAAACCACAAAUCUGAAAUAAAAAAGUUGUCCAAAGGUGUGAGGGCCACAAAAUUCAAAAUGAAUAUCAAACAAGUAAAAACGUGUUAACUUUGGAUACCUACCACCAUGUAUAAAUUAACCAUCCUCUUUUAUAACAACUCCACUGCCAUAUUUAUAGUAGUAUGCAAAUGGGAGCUGGUUUUGAUUCUAUUUGCUUCAGGUCCCGAGAACUCUCUUACAAGUCACAGUUUCAGCAAAAUCGGGUAACAAAUCUACUUUUUGAUGGGAUUGGAAACCCUAAAUUGGAAUAUUGGUAUAUGUGGCAGCUAUAUCGGGUAAUAAAUAAAGCUUUUAUAGGCUUAAGACCCUUAAUUGGCAGAUUGGUCUAUAUGGCAGCAAUAUCUGAACCACAUUUGAAUCGGAUAUCGGGAGGCUUUAUUCAACUCACUAUUUCAUAUUUCAUUGAAAUCGAUUAAUAAUUGCGGCUUUUAUGAGCUUAAGACUUUAAAUCGGCAGAUCAGUCAAUACGGCAGCUAUAUCUAAAUAUUGUCCGAUUUGAACCAUCUUUGAGUCGGAUAUCGGGAGGCUUAAAACAACUCACUUCUUCAAAAUUUAGCGAAAUCGAAUAUUAAUUCCGCCUUUUAUGGGCUUAAGACUCUCAAUCGGCAGAUCAACCUAUAUGGCAGCUAUAUCUUAAUAUUAUCCAAUCUAAGCCAUAUUGAAGUGUGAUAACGGAAGGCUCUCUGUUUCAAGUUUCAGCGAAAUCGGGUAAUAAAUGCAGCUUUUAUGGGCUCAAGAUCCUAAAUCGGCAGAUCGUUCUAUAUGGCAGCUAUAUCUGAAUACGGACCGAUCUGAACCAUAUUUAAGUCAGAUGUCCGGAGGCUUUGAUCAACUCAACAUUUUAAAUUUCAGCGUAGUCGGAUAAUAAUUGAGGCUUUUAAGGGCUUAAGUCCCUAACUGAGCAGAUCGGUAAUAUGAAAGCUAUAUCUAAAUGUGGUUCGAUCUGAACCAUAUUUGAGUGUGUCUCCCAUUAUAUGCUCCAAGCCGGCAUAACAGUCUAUAUGGCAGCUUUAUGUAAAUAUGGUCCGACAUAGACCAUAUUCGGUUUGAAUUUCGGGGCCCCUAGUACAACUUCCUGUUUAAAAUUUCAUCGAAAUCGGACAAAAAAUUACGGGUCGUAGACCUUAAUUCGCUUGAUCGCUGCGCACUCUAAAAACCCGCAGUAGGACAUAAGGUCCAAUCGGGUCUAUGAAAAUACAGAAAGAAAAGAAAGUGAACAUAAAUCUUGAAUGAAAUUAGGGAUUAAGAACCUUGGUGGCCGGCCCCCAAAUAAAAUAACGCUCAACUGUCAUCUCUGCUUAUGACGCUAAACGCUUGGGUUCGAAUCGUGGAGAGAAAUUUUUCAGCGGUGGUUAUUCCCUCAAAUUAUUAGCGCCAUUUGUGAGGUACUGUCCAAUGUAAAAACUUCUCCCGGAAGAGGUGUAGCACUGCGGCCCGCCGUUCGGAUUCAGCUAUAACAAGGAGGCCCCUUAUCAUUGAGCUAAAACUUUAACCGGACAGCACUCAAUGAUAUGUGAGAAGUUUGUCCCUGUUCCUAAUUGGAAUGUGCAUGGCCAAAUUUGCAACUGUCAUGUAGGCCGAUGGGGGUUAUAUUGUGUACGAAUGAACGAACAUGUAGGCCAGUGAAAGACUUUGUUAGUUAUUAGUUGGCUAUCAUAUAGCGUUCGUUUCACUAGUCGAACACAGAAUAGAUUUCUAAGCACUCGGUCUUCUGCGCUCUUUCUUCAAUUUCGGUUGGUCUUGCUAUCAAAGAAUUGGUCUUCCAGUUCUGCGUUUGCCAUAAUGUUAAGUCGGAAUUCUCCGACUUUGGUGAAUCCUCCCUCUGAUAAUCCAAUUUCUAAUGGGGACAAAUUGUCGGCAGCUGCGGAUUCGACUUCGUCAUUUAUUAAAGUUGCGCCUUCAAGAGGUUCAAUCAUACCCACUUGCUAUUGUCGUCUUAUAACAUGAUUGUUGUUGCUCCAUGGAAGACAGUGUUUGUAUCCAGUCCUCAAACUUCAAUUGACAACAGCCGGAGUUAGAUGUAGUCUAAGAAAGAUGAUUUAUUGAUAAAGAUUUAAAGGUGAUACUUGUUCUUUUAAAAUUAUAGUUCAGAGCAGUUUCUUGGACACUAUAGUUAGUACUUUAUUUUGAUAUCUUGGUAAAGAAGUAUUUUUUUAAAGAACGUUCAACUAAAAGGGCUGUUAGUAUCUGACCAGCGCCAAAAUAUUAACAAACAUCUUACUUAUUCUUUGUCAAACCAUUUGGGAUUUUAAUAAAAAAUAAGGAACUGUUCCAUUGAGAGUUUUUACUGCGAAUAAAGAAUUAUUGUAUUUACUGAAUUUUUGCUGUCUUUUUGGAUACCGAUAUACUUUUCGAUAGUUAUUAAGUCUUUAGAAUGAAUAGAAUGCAUAAAAAGGGAGUAGAAUUCUAAUAGCAGUUCAUAAUUUGAUUAGUUCGAAGACUUGUGAUGGUUCAGCUUACCUAGACAUUGAAUUUGUUUGUGUAAAAUUGGUAUUAACUGGUAACACUAUUUGUUUAACUUGUUUGUAUAUUGCACCUAAUUCGGAACUUGAGAUUUGCUUAAGCUGAUCUUAGUUUAAGCGAAAAAAUAUACCAAUAAGCACAUUAGUCAUUCAAGACCAAUAAGGAAGGGCAAAAGUUGGGCGGUGCCGACUGUAUAAUACCCUAAACCUAUCCUAUAAGUACAAUUUGGGAGUUUUAUCCAUUUAGGAACCAAUUUUGAUAGACCUCGGCCAGCAAAUAUGUUCAAACUGUAAUAACUACGGUUAAAAAAUGACAACAUUAUUGCUAGUUACCCGAAAUCUGACGAACAUAUAUAUGGGAGCUAUAUCUAAUUCUGAACCUAUUUCGAGCAAACUUCUCAGAUAAUGUGGUAGUCGUCGAGGAAAGCGUUGUGCUAAAUUUUGGGAAGAUUGGUCAAACAACGCUCUUGCAGUGGCUCUUGGGAUGAAAAUCUAUAUACAUAUAUGACAGCUAUAUGUGAAUCUGGACCGAUUUCUAUGAAAUUCAACGUUAAUAUCGAGAGUCAUAAGAAAAUUCUUCCUCAGAAUUUCGAGAGAAUUGUUUAAAAAAUGUGCACUUUCUUGCAAUAUUUAUCAAAACCGGACGAACAUAUAUAUGAGAGCUAUACAAAAAUCUGAACCGAUUUCAGCAAACUUCUCAGAUACUGUGGCGGUCGUCGAGGAAAGCGUUUUGCAAAAUAUUUAGCAUGAUGGGGAAAUAAAUGAGCUUGCUGUGACUCUAGGAGUGAAAAUCGGGCGAUAUAUAUAUAUAUAUAUAUAUAUAUAUAUGAGAGCUAUAUCUAAAUCUUUACCGAUAUCCAUGAAAAUACCAAAUAUGUCGAGAGUCAUUAGAAAAUUUUUUCUCCCAAAUUUCGAGAGAAUCGGGUAACAAAUGGCCAAUUUAUUGCAUUAUUACUGCAAUUCGGACGAACAUAUUUAUGGGAGCUGUAUCCAAAUCUGAACCGAUUGUAAUGAAAUUCAACUGUAAUAUCGGGAGUCAUAAGAAAUCCUUCCUGCCAAAUAUCGUGAGAAUCGGUUAACAAAUGACCAUUUUAUUACAGUAUUACUGCAAAACGGACGAACAUAUAUAGGGGAGCUAUCCUCUGCGCGACCGUAGCGCAGAGGUUAGCAUGUCCGCCUAUGACGCUGAACGCCUGGGUUCGAAUCCUGGCGAGACCAUCAGAAACAAAUUUUCACCGGUGGUUUUCCCCUCCUAAUGCUGGCGACAUUUGUGAGGUACUAUGCCAUGUAAAACUUCUCUAUAAAGAGGUGUCGCACUGCGGCUCGCCGUUCGGACUCGGCUAUAAAAAGGAGGCCCCUUAUCAUUGAGCUUAAACUUGAAUCGGACUGCACUCAUUGAUAUGUGAGAAGUUUGCCCCUGUUCCUAAGUGGUAUUUUCAUGGGCAAAAUUUGCAAUUUGCAAUAUUCAAAUCUGAAACAAUAUUUUCCAAUUUCAAUAGACUUCGUCUCUAGGACGAAAAAUACGCCCCUACCAAAUUUGACAUAUCUAAAUCGAAAAAGAAAGUGAUUCUGAGUCGAUCGGUAUACUUCCCAAUGGGUCUAUCUCUCUUCCUUUUGGGUGUUACAAACUAAUUCACAAAGUUCUAAUACCCAGCACCACAGUAGUGGUGUAGGGAAUAAAAAUUCUUAAAGCGACAUCCUUAACUCAAUGACUCUCGAUUUCCUUGUUCUUAGAGCAUUUAUAUUACUAUAAGUUUUAUACCCACCACCAGAGGAUAGGGGAAUACUCAUGUAGUCAUUCCAUUUCCAACACAUCGAAAUAUCCUUUUCCGACCCUGUAAAGUAUAUGUCUCAUAAAAUUCUCAAACGAUCUUACGAUGUCCGUGUGUCUGUCCGUUUGUUUAUCCGUCCGCCUGUUUUAGUCACGCUACAGCCGUCCAAAGUUGAGUUAUUGUGCUCAAAUUUUGCACAGACCUGUACUUUUAUUCCCACCACCGAAGGAUAGGGGUAUGUUCAUUUUGUCAUAAAAAGCCAUGUCUGCUGAAAUCACGAUACAGUCUUUAAAAGUAGAUAUAUUUAGCUGGAAUUUUGCACAGAUUCUUUUUUUGUCCAUAGGCAGGUUAUGUUCGAAGAUGGGCUAUAUAUCUUGACAUAGCCCCCAUAUAGAACGAUCCGCCGAUUUAAAGUAUCAGGCCUAUAAAAGCCACAGUCCAGAUUUGGGUAUAGCUGCCAUAUAGACCGAUCUCCCGCUUUAACACUUUUGGGCCAUAAAAAGCGUAUUUAGUGUCCGAUUUCGCUGAAAUUUGGAACUGUGAGUUGUGUUAGGGCCUUCGACAUCUUUCUUCAGCUAUAUCCAAAUAUAGACCGAUCUGAACCAUAUACGACACGGAUGACGAAAAGCCAAACGUAAGUCACUGUCAAAUCUGGACCGAUAUGGGUUCAGAUUUGGAUAAAGCUGCCAUAUACAUAGACCAAUCUCUCGAUUGUAAGUCUUGGCACCAUUAAAAGGCACAUUUAUUAUCCGAUUUCGCUGAAAUUUGACACAAUGACUUAUGUUUGGCUUUUCGACAUCCGUGUCGUAUAUGGUUCAGAUCGGUCUAUAUUUGGAUAUAGCUACCAAAACGGCAAAUAUUUUGUUCUACAAAAUUGAACAAUGACUUGUACUUAUUAAACCACUCAAUGUCCGUGCCGAAUUUGGUCCAAAUCAAACCAUAUUUCGAUAUAAAUUCAACACAUAAAUUCAACAAGUAAAUAGGCGUAAAGUUCGUCCCGGCCUUUUUUUCUUGUUGAAUUUCAAUUUACGAUUCGAUUUUUUGGAACCAAAUCGAGGUAUUACAUUGGAAGUAAAUCGAGGUAAUACUGUAUAAACCUGUAUACAGGAAAAGAUUCGAUUAUUCAAUCCUACUUUUCCAACCGAAAGCUGACGAUCUUACGAAGCUAUGGAGUUAUACAAAUGUUUACAUUGAAACGAUAAAAGUGGAUUCGAAUCGACAUAUCCAGGAAAACAUACCUUUGGAUAGUUUUAAAUGUUUUUGGUCAUUGCUUUCUGAUUUGCAGGUUAUCUCUGUCAUGGUUCUUACUAAUAUCAAUAAUGCAUAAAGAAGUUACAAUGAUGAAGCCCCAUAGAGUAACUUGUUUCAAAAAGUUUCAUUGCACUCUCCUUAACACUUAAGCUGGUAACCUUUCUGUUAGAAAUAUUAAAUGUAUCAUCAGCAAAUGAAAAACUAGCGUCACAAGACUGCUAAUUAAUAAAA
Stomoxys calcitrans (stable fly) is the source of this 13703-nucleotide messenger RNA. It is a transcript of the gene Fas3, whose product is annotated as fasciclin-3. Gene Ontology annotation, cellular component: adherens junction. The transcript is spliced from 6 exons. The record is from RefSeq and is a predicted model, not a curated record. NCBI's taxonomy places the organism in Eukaryota, Metazoa, Arthropoda, Insecta, Diptera, Muscidae. The coding region runs from base 755 to 2530 and encodes 591 amino acids. Gene Ontology annotation, biological process: homophilic cell-cell adhesion; heterophilic cell-cell adhesion.